Caenorhabditis angaria is the source of this 246-nucleotide messenger RNA. NCBI's taxonomy places the organism in Eukaryota, Metazoa, Nematoda, Chromadorea, Rhabditida, Rhabditidae. The record is from the annotation of a GenBank genome assembly.
AUGAAAUUGCUCAUCAUCUCAUAUGUUUUAGUUGCUGUAAUCAGUGCAGGUUUUAUUCGCCCAUACUUCGGUAACGGUCGAUAUCCAUUACAACCAAGUCCAUUUGGCCCAGGACCGCAUGGUUUUGGAUCAAUGGUUCAACCAUACAACUAUCGCCGUAAUUACAAUAGACAUCAACACAGAAGAAAUGAUUAUAUGAGUUUUGAUGAACCAUUCGGAUAUCAAUCAGUUUAUGGAUCCAAAUAA